UCUGCGCGGACGCAUAAUGAUACAGAUGGUUUUAUUACGGUAUCCCGCUUUAUGGUGACCGAAACUGCUGUUGUUUAGGAAAAAUAUCCCCCCCCCCUGUUACCAGUUGUGUUUUUUGGAUGCGCCAUGCAGUCUCGCUGGUGGAGUUGUGGCAUUCGGCUGGUGGCAUGGACGUGGGUUUGGAGUCUGGCAUUGCUCGGAGCAUUGUGCAUCCCCGCAAACGAAGUGAACCUGCUGGAUUCUCGCUCUGUGAUGGGAGAUCUAGGAUGGGUGGCCUAUCCUAAGAAUGGGUGGGAGGAGAUCGGCGAAGUAGACGAGGACUACGCUCCCAUCCACACCUACCAAGUGUGCCGGGUCAUGGAGCAGAACCAGAACAAUUGGCUCCACACCAACUGGAUCCUGACCGAGGGUGCCCAGCGGGUCUUCAUCGAGCUCAAAUUCACCCUGAGAGACUGCAACAGCCUGCCUGGGGGGGUUGGGACCUGCAAGGAGACGUUUAACAUGUAUUACUAUGAAACGAAUGGGGACGAGGAGGAAAUGGAGGAUGGAGAGAUGAGAGAUGGAACGGGGAUGACAGAAGAGGAAGACAGGGUUAUGAAGGAGAGCAGAUAUAUCAAAAUUGACACCAUAGCAGCUGACGAGAGCUUUACCGAGCUAGACCUAGGGGACCGCGUGAUGAAGCUCAACACGGAAGUCCGCGAUUUAGGUCCCUUGAGCCGGAAGGGCUUCUACCUUGCAUUUCAGGAUUUGGGGGCCUGUAUAGCUUUAGUGUCUGUGCGUGUGUUCUACAAACGCUGCCCGUUUCUGGUGAAGAGUUUAGCCGAGUUCCCCGACACCAUCCCGGGCUCAGAGGCCUCGCAGCUGGUGGAGGUAGUGGGCCGCUGCGUCAAUAACUCCCUGCCUUUAUACGAGCCUCCCAGGAUGCAUUGCAGCACCGAGGGUGAAUGGCUGGUGCCCAUCGGGAAGUGUGUGUGCCAGCCAGGAUUUGAGGAAAUCAACGGAUCCUGUCAAGCUUGCUAGCAGCAUUGCUCUAGG
Molecule: messenger RNA, 1035 nt
Organism: Micropterus dolomieu (smallmouth bass)
Lineage: Eukaryota; Metazoa; Chordata; Actinopteri; Centrarchiformes; Centrarchidae
Product: ephrin type-A receptor 5-like
Exons: 4
Coding region: 127-1020 (297 amino acids)
Biological process (GO): protein phosphorylation; axon guidance; cell surface receptor protein tyrosine kinase signaling pathway
Cellular component (GO): membrane; neuron projection
Molecular function (GO): transmembrane-ephrin receptor activity; ATP binding; protein binding
Source: RefSeq, a predicted model, not a curated record